AUGAGCGGCGCCUGCACGAGCUACGUGAGCGCCGAGCAGGAGGUGGUGCGGGGCUUCAGCUGCCCGCCGCCCGGGGGCGAAGCGGCCGCCGUCUUCUGCUGCGGCUUCCGGGACCACAAGUACUGCUGCGACGACCCGCACAGCUUCUUUCCCUACGAGCACAGCUACAUGUGGUGGCUCAGUAUUGGCGCUCUUGUGGGCCUCUCCAUAGCAGCAAUGGUUCUCCUGGCCUUCGUUGUGACUGCCUGUGUGUUCUGUUAUCUGUUCAUCAGCUCAAAGCCCCACACAAAGUUGGACCCAGGCUUAAGUUUACAGACGACAGGUCCCAAGGAAGUUCCCCCAGAUCAUCAAGGAACAAAUACAGCCAACACAAUGGAGGUGCCAAGGACAAACCCUCUGGGACACAGUUACCCCUCCUCAAACCUGUGUCUGGAAAGCAAGGAGAGGCAGACCCUGGGUUCUAAGCACUUCCUCCACAACUGCUUCAUGACUACCGUUCCAGUCAGCCCUGAAGAGGUAACUGUCCCCACUGGUGACACCUGUGGAUCAGUCCUGUAA
This is a messenger RNA of Dipodomys spectabilis (banner-tailed kangaroo rat), 558 nucleotides long. RefSeq names its product shisa like 2A (gene Shisal2a). The record is from RefSeq and is a predicted model, not a curated record. Bases 1 to 558 code for a protein of 185 amino acids. The transcript has 3 exons. Lineage: Eukaryota; Metazoa; Chordata; Mammalia; Rodentia; Heteromyidae.